Messenger RNA from Oikopleura dioica, 2034 nucleotides. NCBI's taxonomy places the organism in Eukaryota, Metazoa, Chordata, Appendicularia, Copelata, Oikopleuridae. The record is from the annotation of a GenBank genome assembly.
AUGAGUUUGAAAGAGAAAUUGCAAAAAGCCGAAAAGGCGAAAGAGCUCAUUGAGCGAUUAGAGGAAACCUCGGCGAUCCUGGAUAAAUACUCGUACAAAGGAAUUCACAAUGAGUACGCAGAACUGAUCGAAAAACUUUUCUCGACCGAGAAAUUCGGAUUGUUCGACAUAACAUCAAAGAAGGAAAAAGAAUUUGCGGCGAUUAUGAAAUUUAUGCGGCCAAACGGAUCUCUUUUCGAAAAUAUCAACAAGCUACAGUCAGAUCCCUUCCUGCGCUACUCACUUCCCAAAAAAUUUUUGUGCAAAAACAGGACCAAAGAAGUGGAAGGCAAUGAAAUCAGCGUCACUGCUUUCGAGUACUUUUUCUACCGUUUUGCCGCGUUUAUUGUUGAUAACUUGAUUGUCCACAAAAUCACUACAAAGAAGCAUUCGAAUGUUACCUUCGACUCUUACACGCCGGAUGAUCAUGUUAUCCAUCAUCUCUUUGCCAGUUAUCUUGAGUACUUUAUCCCCGUUGAUGGGAUCCUCCCCAUUGAGAAACAAUCCCUUAUUGGAGCGCCAACUCUUCCAUCGCCAAGAACUCCUCACAGGACAAGCUCUGUCCUAAAACGACCACUUGCAUCUUCAAGCACUUCCCUGAUUGAGCGUCCCCAUCCCGGUCAAACCUGGCGCUCAGAAACCUUCAUCCUGAUCAUGAGCGAAAAGCUCCUCGACGUCCAAGACAAAAUCUGCCCAAAUCAAGACCAAAUUCGCGCCCUCCGCACGAUGAUCAAACACAUACACAGCUGCGGCGGCAGUCUGCUCAAGAACAAUUCCUCCAACGAAAUUUCUUUCACCGACUUUGCCAAGCAAAAUGAAAAGCCAACAGUUCAAGCGAAGAUUUCCAACGAAAUCUUGACACACUACAUGGAACCAUCUCUUCCGCGCAUUUUCCGAAUCUGUUUCGAAUUGUGGCCGCUGGAUAACACUUUCCGGAUUGUUUAUGAAGCCUGGCUGUCUUACAUUCAGCCCUGGAGAUACAAGUCAGAAUCGAAAAGGCUUGACCCCGAAACUUGCGAAGAGUGGGCACCCUUUGUGAAACGAAACAUUGAUUGCUACACCAAGAAUCUUAAUGACGCGUACAGACGAUUCCUUCGACUCGAUAUCAAGCGCUCUACAAAUGCAAGAGGACUUCACCGAAUAGCUUGGAUUUUCGCGCAAGAAAGUCUUUUACAAAUGAUCAACGAAACAAAAGAGCACGAGACAUCUUUUGCCUCCCGUCGAUUGAACCAAGAAACUGAACUGGAAGAAAAUGAUCGACUCGCACAAGAGUUGAUCAGAACCAUUCACGUGGCGAAUCGAGACAUGAUGGACAAGCUAAUGACGGGAAACAAGCAAAACUGGAUGGAAGCGACAUUCUUCGGCCCCGAAGGAGUGACACAAGAGCACCGUCAAAUCGAGCGAAUCGUCGACACACUCCAAAUUUCUGCGAUCAAUCUGGCCAAAACGCACGGCAUGAGCCACGAGUUGGAAGCUUUGAGCGCGCAAAGACAAGUGAAAAACCAGUCUAUCCCGGAUCACAUCAAGCUACCAGGCUUCAAUGCGACAUUGACCGACUUAGGACGACAGCAGGUGAUGACUGGCAAAUAUCAACUCGACAUCGCGCACUGGUCCGACCCAGACUUUGAAGAUCCAGUUCGAAUGGACGAAUUUUACCCGCUCGUAUCCCCUCUUGUCAAACUCUCGCACCUUUCUUCACAGAGCGAAAAAUGGGACACGAUUCAAGAGAAACUUCCAGGCUUCUUAAUGCCUGUGUUUUUCUUUAUCUUUUCCCACUUCGACCCUAUUUCCGAAGCAUACGUCCACCCAAGACUGAAAAUGAGACUUCUGGCCCGAAUGAGCGUCCUCAUUUGGCUCUCGAUCACUCUCGCUUUCGCCUUGCUCACUGGAUGGUGGCAGUUCGCGUUCAAGACGUACUUCACCUUCUUGGUCAUCAUCAUGCUAGCGAACUUUGUUACCUUCAGACGACAUAUCGCCCGAUUUGUUGCCAAUUAG